ACGUCACUUCCUGCUACCGCGGGCCCCUUCCGGGUUGCGCCACUUUCCCGCCCGGCGGGCCGGUGGUGGUCCGCGGCGGGGGCUGCUGCUGCUGCGGCGCCGCGGGGACAAGCUCGCGCGCGGCGCGGCGGGGGGCGGGGCGCGAGGCCGCCGCCGCCGUUGCUGCUGCCCUCGCGCCCGGCCGGGACGCCAUGGCCGGGGCCGGCGGUCGAGGCCGCGGCCGCCGCUUUGUCCCGUGCGCCGGGCGGCGGCUGGGGAGCGGGCGCUGAGGAGCGGCCGGGCAUGGCCUCCCCGCCCGGCGCGGAGCUGCGGGCCCUGCGCGACCAGGUGGCGGCGCUGGAGGCGGAGCUGGGCUCCUGCCGCGGGCAGCUGGAGCGGGCGCAGCGCCGGCUGCGCCGCACCGAGCGCCUCUACCGCGAGGCGCGGGACGGUGGCGAGGCGCUGAGGAGGCAGGUUGAUGAGCUCACUAAGGAAGUUCAUAAUAGGAAGAGGAAGGAGAAAGAUAUAUCUAGUGUAGAAGUACAGACAGACGACUAUGCUGCAUGGUCACAAACAGAUUAUUACUACUAUGAAAAUUAUUACAACACUGACACUCAAGAUUGUGCCUCUGAACUAUCAGUGCAGUACAAUCAUGGGACUGAAGGCACUGAGCAUAAUUUGACAGAAGAAUCGCAGGCAGCUGGUAAUAUUCCUUUAGAGGUGGAUAGCACUGAAGUUGCUGAAUGUGGAAAAGAGGAAAACUUCAUUCAGAAUUCACAGGAAGCAGAAGAUACUUCAGUACCAGAAGGUUCAUUGGCAGAGAGCUUGAGAGCUGCUGCAGAAGCUGCUGUUUCACAAACUGGAUUUAUUUAUGAUGAAAAUACAGGAUUGUAUUAUGACCAUAGCACUGGAUUUUACUAUAAUUCGGAAAAUCAACUGUAUUAUGAUCCAGCAACCGGAAUUUAUUACUAUUGCGAUGUGGAAAGUGGCCGAUAUCAGUUUCAUUCACGAGUGGAUUUGCAGUCUUAUCAGGCUUCUGGUACUCAGCAUGCCAAGGAUAAAAAAGUGAAAAAGAAGAGAAAAGAUCCAGAGUGGAUUACCUCAAAUGAGUAUAAGGAUUUGGACACAGAAGAGCAGAAAUCUGCUAACAGUCUGAAUUGCUUUUCCACUACUGAGCAAGUAAGUUCUACUGAAGAAGAAGAAUCUCCAAAUGUGAGAAAGAAGACUAAAAUGGACACAAACAUACGAAACAGUAUAGCAGCCAAAGAAUCAGUUUCUACAGACAAUAUAAAUUCACAUUCAAGGAAAAGUACACCAGAUACUGCAGCAUAUACAGAUGACAGUAAAACUAUAGAUACAGAAAGUGAGCCAGAAGAAGGUGAAAUUAUGGAUUCUGAGUGUGAAGAGUAUAGCAGUGAGGAGGAAGUGACAAGUGAAGAAACUGCUGAUUCAGAAGUCUCAGAAAAUGAAGAUGAAGAAAAAAUUUGGCCUCCUUGUAUCAGAGUAAUUGUAAUAAGAUCACCAGUACUACAGACUGGAUCACUUUAUAUUAUCACAGCUGUGAAACCUGCUACAAUUGGAAGAGAAAAAGAUGUUGGGCAUACACUUCAGAUUCCUGAAGUUGGAGUCAGUAAGUUCCAUGCAGAAGUAUAUUUUGACCACGAUUUGCAAAAUUAUGUUCUUGUGGAUCAAGGGAGUCAGAAUGGAACAGUUGUUAACGGAAAUCAGAUUCUCCAGCCCAAAACAAAAUGUGAUCCCUACAUCUUGGAGCAUGGAGAUGAAGUGAAGAUUGGUGAAACUGUACUUUCUUUUCACAUACAUCCUGGCAGUGAUACUUGUGAUGGUUGUGAACCAGGACAAGUCAGAGCACAUCUUCGCCUGGAUAGGAAAAAGGAAUCAUCUGUUUGCCCAGCACUUAGCAAAGAAGAGAGAGAGUUAGUCAGAAGAAAAGCAUUAAAACAAAUACGGGUAAAAUAUGGUUUACAGAACACAGAGUAUGAAGACAACAAAGCAGUGAAGAAUCCAAAGUACAAAGACAGAGCAGGAAAACGCAGAGAGACUAUUGGAAGUGAAGGAACUUUCCAGAGAGAUGACACUCCAGCUUCUGUCCAUAUUGAAAUCAGCAACAGCAACAAAGGACAUAAAAUGUUGGAGAAAAUGGGAUGGAAGAAAGGGGAAGGCCUGGGCAAGGAUGGUGGUGGUAUGAAGGAUCCGAUCCACCUUCAGUUACAUAAGAUGCAUGCAGGUUUGGGUACAAGUAGACCAGCCUCAAUUGAAGAUGUUCAGAUCAUCCAGAGCAAGAAUAAAAAGAACUGGGAUAAAGCAAGAGAAAGGUUUGCUGAAAACUUCCAAGAGGCUAAAACACAAAAGGAUACACCUAAGGUUACACCUUGGGUUAGAGGGACUGCAGAAUAAAAGUGACUGGUCCCACAGCAGGGUAAUUCCUGUGUGUAAAUAGUUGGGAGAGAAUUUAUUUUUAUUCUUUUUUUUUUCUUUUGCUAAAGCCGAAGUUUGGUGAUAUGUGACAUACCGUUGUGAAAAAACUCUUCAGGAUUAACUCUAGUAUGUUCAUUGGUUUUCUGUAGUCUUCACGCUUUUAUAAAAUCACAUUUUUAACAAGAAAUGAAUGAAAUUUAGAGGGAUAUUCAAAUGUAAGUACCAGAGAGUGAUACUAUUACGAGCAGGAAUUUUCUUCAAUUGUGUUUUUAGCACAUUACUUCAUGGAAAGUCAAACAAAACAUCUGUUACAUUUAAACUUAAAAAGAAUACCCUUAACUUUGGAGCAGUGGUUUGAAAGCAAUCUGAAGCAAAAAAAACCCAAAAACCUCACCCAAAGCUGACUUACGGAAUAGCGCAAGAGCCUCAUACUGCCUCUUCGUGUGUGUGGAAUGCUGAACAAGAACACACCAGUAACAGUCAAAUGCUUCAGCCUGCCUUCAGAGAAAACAAAUUUGGUAUUUCUGAUGAUCUAUCACUAGUGUUUAUAGUAACAAAUACUGUACUCCAUGAAGUAAAUUACCAGCACUGGUGAAGAAAAAUGUUCAGAGGACAGCUUGUAGCAAAAUUUCUUCUGUGAAGAACCUGCUUGAGACUUGUUUAGUAAAUUUGCAUCGUACCUUUAAGAGGAGGUAUGUUGAGAGAACUGCUGUCUGUGUGCAUUAUUUAUUGAUUUCUUGUUCUGAUGCAUCCAUUGCUGGCAAUGGAGUUUAUGCCAGGAAAAAAGAACCAACCAACCAGAUUUUCAGUGGGAAAGGAUUGCCAAACUGAAGCUAAAAGCUUGGUAUUUAUUCAAUGUGCCUAAACAGAAUAAAUUAUUAUCAAUUUAA
This is a messenger RNA of Dromaius novaehollandiae (emu), 3305 nucleotides long. RefSeq names its product angiogenic factor with G patch and FHA domains 1. The transcript is spliced from 14 exons. Gene Ontology annotation, molecular function: nucleic acid binding; protein binding. The coding region runs from base 283 to 2394 and encodes 703 amino acids. Lineage: Eukaryota; Metazoa; Chordata; Aves; Casuariiformes; Dromaiidae. Gene Ontology annotation, biological process: positive regulation of angiogenesis. The record is from RefSeq and is a predicted model, not a curated record.